UAAACCGGUUAUUUCAUUUUUUAUCCCCGUUUUUGUGAAACCAUCUAGAAACAAGGCAGAUAUAUUAUUAGAUGCUUCUCAAUGAUCAUAAGUAACAUAACAAAACCAGUUGGGUUAUAUGUAUCUUCUCUGCUCAACCUAAGUUAGAGAAUCAGAUUCCAAAAGCUUAAUAUAUAACUUUAUCAUAAAAUCUCUAUUCUCCUGACGAAAAACAUAUCAUAAAACAUUGUUGCUUUUUCUACCCAUGUCGGAAAAGAGGCUAUGUUGUGCUGUGAUACGGAUUAACUUGGAUUGCAAUGCAUGUUGUAGAAAAGUAAGAAGGAUUCUCAUCAAUAUGAAAGAAGUUGAGACACACGUAAUAGAAAAAAAGGAACGCAAGAUAAUUGUUUGCGGACAAUUUAGACCAUCGGAUAUUGCAGUAAAGCUGCAGAAGAAGAUGAAACGGAGAGUUGAGAUUCUCGAAAUUGAAGAUCUCUCUGGCGGCCACGGCGGAGAAGAAGAACACUACCACCAUGAGCAACCGUAUGAACCGCAGCAUGAAUAUCCCGCUGAUCAGGUGACCACACCAUUGUUGUGUUAGUUAUCUUUCAUUCGUUUGGUCUUCAUCUACAAUGUAUGUAAAACAUCAGAAGAAACAAGUUUGUAUAUACAAUCCAUGAGACAUGAUAUAAUACACACGGUAUAUUUAGUUUGAUCUUACGAAUAUAACCGUAUGUUACACUUUUGUCAAUCCAAAAUACAAUUUCCAUGUGCUGUAUAAUCUACUUAAAUGAUUUUUAUUAA
Raphanus sativus (radish) is the source of this 783-nucleotide messenger RNA. Its product is annotated as heavy metal-associated isoprenylated plant protein 26-like. The transcript has 3 exons. Gene Ontology annotation, molecular function: metal ion binding. NCBI's taxonomy places the organism in Eukaryota, Viridiplantae, Streptophyta, Magnoliopsida, Brassicales, Brassicaceae. The record is from RefSeq and is a predicted model, not a curated record. The coding region runs from base 245 to 580 and encodes 111 amino acids.